AUCGGGACUGAGCGGGAAAGGAAUAAUCGCGUGAUUCGUACGCGUAUGUCACGGCAUUAAAUGUCUGUUCGUACUUAAUGUUUCUAUAAAUGUUACGUAAAUUCGUUUGUAUCGUUAACCGUGUGUGAUUUUAAUUUAUGUAAUUACUCGCGUACUAUAAUCAUUAAUUAAUAUUUCAUUUAGACCGACUUUCGUCUUUAAAGAAGGUUAUGUUCUAAAGAAUUUUGAAAGGAGAAACUUCGAAUGAUUCGUAUGUAUAUAGUGGUUAAAUAAAUUAUUUUACUAUGGAUAUUCCCGCAACACAAGUUUGUGAAGAUCGUGAUGUGUCGACCCAAAAAAUUGCUUUACUCUCGCGACAAAAUGCGCAAAAACAACAGGUUGGAAUUCUACAUAUUGGGUCAAAUUCCUAUCCAGUCAAGGAAGGAAUUAACAAAAUUGGUAGACACCCGGACAGUGAUAUUAUAAUAAAUGACCAAACGGUGUCUAAGAAACACGCGGAGAUCGAGGCUAACAGUCACGAGGCGACAUGGGUUUGCGAUCUGCAUUCGUCGAACAGCACAAAACUGAACAACUCGACUUUAAGACCUGGCCGCUUAUACGAACUCAAAGAUGGAAAUGUGUUAGAAUUCGGUAUGGCUCGAGCUGUUUACAAGCUUUACCGUUCGCCGGAUGACUCUGUGAUCUCAGAAACUCCAGCACCAAACCGUACCAAAGCGCAUAUGUCUAUUCCUGAGACACCAGACUCAUCAAUGAGUAAUUCUUCUGGUAUGGAAAACGUCUCCGCGAUUCCAGCCACGCAAAACGACGAUGAAGAAAAACAUCUGUUUCGUUAUCCUUCACGUCCUCUGCGAUUGUCCGCUAGCAGCAACCGCAAGAGCGAGGUCCAGGAUUCAUCCAUCGACGACUUGGACACUUCCGGGAGUUUCGUUACAAAAAAGAAGGAAAGUGUGAGUGAACAGAACGUUAGUAUUCACGAUAUGGAAACACAGAACAAUUCAUACGAGACAGAUAAUCACAACGUUGAGACCCAAAAGAUUCGCGUGAGCAUAAUUAACGCGGCGGCCAAACCCUUGUGCGAACAAUUCCCAGAUGAUAUUAGCGACGCGGAAAAGCAGAAAGAGAGAAAUACGAAUUCUUCCAUUACCGAUAUUCAUGAUAUAGAAACGCAACACGAGGAUGAUAAACUCGCGAAAUUGAAAAUUUAUGACAUGGAAACACAACGCAUUGUGAACGUUCAUGAUAUGGAAACGCCGAAAAAAGUUCGGGAUCGGUCAAUUCGAAGUGAUACUGAAACGUCGGGAAUCAAUGAUGAAAGCUCAACGAGUACAGAAAAAGAUACGAUUCAUGAUAGAGUAACGCAGAAGUUUGAAAUUAAAAGGAAUAUAUCGUGUUGUAGUGAGGAUAAGAAUGAAAAUGAUGAAAUUAAAGAAAAUUCACAGAUAUUGAUAACGAGAUUCGGUAACGAACUCCCAGAUCUCGACGAAAGUCGGAAUUUGAUCGGCUCACAAAACAUGUUAGAAGAAUACUUUGAUGAAUCGAACGAUGGGGUUGCAGAACCAUCGACCGCGGGAACCGGUUCGCACGUAGAUGCGAACGAGAAGAGCACCGACGAUGAUAAUAUAUUUGACGCAAUGACGCAAGUAACUGAAUUCGAUCGGAAUGCUUUGAAGGUUGUAACGCGCCAGGUCGACUACUCAUGCAAGGCCUCGUUAAUAGCAGGCGACUCUGAUACCGAAGAGGGAGGUGUGUUUCAGAGCUACUUAUACAAUAAAAGCCAAGAUGAUGUCAUUCACAUUACAAGCACUACAAACCCACCGAAAAGUCAAGAGUCCGACGAUUCGACCACGGACGAAGAAGGUCAGUUUGCGGAAUUAGCCAUGAGGAUAAAGACAUCAGCGUCCAAUUCCUUUGAGUCGAAAUGUAACAGAAGCAGAAAAACUACAGGUGAUAACAAUUCGAGUAAAGACUCCGAAGAUUUUUUUGAUAAACCUACUCAAUCAUUUACGGUGACAAAUUCGACGAACUUGUGCCAUCAAGAGAAGGUUGACACAGGUAAUGAGGUCUUUGAUGCACCUACGCAAACGAUUGCCGAAGUAGUGUGUGAUGAAGUUAAAAUAAAUGAAAGCGCAAAAACAGAAAUCGAUGACACGCAGCAAAUGAAAAACACUUCUGUUACUGCGAAAAGAAAUUUCGAUGAAGAAGAUGUUACAGAAAUGGAAGACAAUUCUCCGACGCAAAUACUUAGUGUACCGGAGAAAUCCUCGGAGGCAGCUAACGAGCCGAGACCUUCGAGCAUCGUUGAAGAACGCAGCGUUAGAGACAUCGAUUAUGAAAUAGAGCCUACUCAGCGUAUAGCUCCUAGCAGUAACAAAGAUCCAUCGGGACCAUCGAAUAGAGUGAGCUUAAAUGAUACCAUUGAAAGAAAUUUAGGUGCAAUGUUUGAAGACAUGAAUGAGGAGUGUGUCGACGAGCAGGAUCAAAUAUCGACUCAGGUUCUUCGAGAUGUUCUCCAAUCACCUAAGAAGCUUGCAGACGUAGAUAGUGACUCGCCAACGGGAAGCAAAUCAACAAGAUCUAAUGAGAAUGAGAAUAUUGAUGACGAUUCGCAGACCACCGAGAAUUAUUUCUGCGGUCUUACUUCAAAAAGAAAGAUGAAUGUUUUAGCGAAUUCCCAAAAUUUCGAAACCAGUGAGCGAACUGACGACAAAAUAGACAAAGAAGGAACCGCGAUUGAUUGUAAAAAUAUGAACGAAUGUAAUACACCGAAAUCUAUGUCUAAAGAUGCGGAAUUAGUAAAAUCUACACCUAAAACUCCUACGACACCGAAAUCUUCGCGUAAGAAUACACCAUUAUCAAAAUCCGUAACCAAAGAGCAAACAACACCGCUAUCGUCUAAGAGGAAAAAACAGGAACCAUCGGGAACAGUUGAAACUAUAUCGGCAGAAGCAAAUGUGUCUAAAAAUGAUAAAAAUGUUCCAAAAGAUGCACUGGACAAUAAAGUAUUCAGUAGCACAUCAAUCACUGGGGAGGAUCUUCAACAGUCCUCUAACGCAUCCGUAGAUAGUGACGAGGAUAUGUUAGCUAAUUUACCAGAGGUUAAAAUUUCAGGUACUUUGUCGAAUCCGGGAAGUCCAGUUUCAACGACUUCAUCCGAGUACAGAAUAAACAUUAAUCUCAAUCUUGAAAAACAAAUAUCCGUAAGAAUUGCGCCCAAAAAGAAGAGAGGUCGGAAGCCCCGAGUACCGGUAUCUCUUAAAAGCAUCGAAAAUGCUGAAUCUCAUAAUGAUAACGAGCUUGGUUCUUCCACGCUGACGGAAAGUUUGUCGAAUUCGACCGCAAGCAAUCUCGAUGUUAACGAAGUAUCCGUGAAUAAGGAAAAAAGAAAAACUAGGAAAACGCCAGCGAGAAAAUCGAAAAAGAAAGAUUCCCUUCCGGAAUCGAAAUUCGUAGCUCCGAACGAAUUCCUAAAAAAAGAGAGGCAAAGCUCUUGCAUUGAAGUCAAUCGGUCGAUAUCCGAACCCAAAUCUAAAGCGAGCGAUUUCCUUGCACAAUCGACAACAAUAGCGACCUCGAUCGACUCGCAAAAAGAGGCGAGACAAGUGCUUUCUAUUAAAACCAAUCGAAAACCUCGUAAUUCUAAAAAGAAGGAUGCUGAUGUUCCGUCUCUUUUGCAGGUAGGAAAAGAAGUGCCGGCUGCAAAAGUGGCUGCGGGACCAGCCAAAGAGAACGUCCUCAACGAUACGUGCAACAUGCGCACUCGAAAAAGAAAUCUCAGUACUGUAGACACGAAUGAAAGUAACUUUGGGAAGAAGUUGAAGACGGACACUAACGAAGACGAACCGAAUUUAACCAGAGGGAAUAGAAGAAACGCUGGUACUAGCAAGCGACAGUCUACAACUAUUCUUAACUAUGUUACAAGAAAUGAUUCGCCCCAUCUGAGUAGCGCGAGCUCAACACCGUCUGACUUAGAUACGGAUAAACAAGUGAUGAUAAAACUAAAAAGAGUACCAGUGGCAUCUCCGAGUAGUACGACAGGAUCGAUAUCUCCGAUCACUCGGGCGGAAUUAAUACCUGAAAAUGAUAAUACGAAUAAUACCAAGAGGCAAACGCGUCGUGCGACUAAAGCGAAUAAUCAAAGCUCUUUCAAUACUUCCAUUAUUAAAGACAGCAAUACCACACGAAAUACAAGAACGCGAAAUGCGAAUGGAACGGCGAAGAAGGAAGUUAAAACCACGGUAGAAGAAAUUAGUUCUGAAAUUGGGGAGGAAUCGCAGGAGAUAGAAAUGAUUAUGAGUGGUGUGCUCAAGAAACCAAAUCCCGUCUCGAUCACAGAAUCGAAAAAAGACACAAGUAUAAAUACGAAACCUAUCAAUACCAGGAGUAAGAGAAAAUGUGGGAACAUAAGUACAGAUACUGAUAAUACAGGAAACAGCAGUUCUUCCUCCAUUGUGUACGAAUCUGAUAAUGCACAAUUCGAAGUUUCCAUUUCGAAACCUAAGCGAGCGAAAAAUUCAAGCGUAGCUAAUACUACACUAAACGUAUCGCCUAAUAGAACACGUAGAAGUAUGUCGACGUUAAGCAAGACGAAACACAGGAUCUCAUUUACAGGAGUGUCGAGCAAUGACUACACGAAGGUGAUGUCAAAAUUAGGGGCAUCUCAAGUGGAGGAUACAACGAAGUGUACUGUGUUGGUAACGGACAAAGUACGCCGAACGCUCAAGUUCCUAUGUGCUCUCGCGCAAUCUGUGCCGAUAGUUUCGAUCGAUUGGCUGAUAGAUAGCGGAAAGGCAAAUGAGUACAUGGACAUAGAAAAUUACAUAUUAAAGGAUUCCGUGACUGAAAAACAAUAUAAGUUCAGUUUAGUGGAGAGUCUGCGAAAGGCAAAAAAUCAUAAACUUUUGGAAGGAUAUACGAUUGUUUUAACUUCCAACGUAGCACCACCUCCUUUACCUGAACUGAAAACUAUAAUCAUCACGUGCGGUGGUAAACCCUUGGUUCGUCCACCACAAUCGUGGCCCGAGAAGUCUAUUAUUGUCACUCGUGAAGAAGAUCUAGCGAAUGCACAGAAGUUCCUCGCAAGAGCACCUAAAUUUGUUACUAUUCAUUCGAUAGAAUUCAUACUUACUGGUAUUUUGAGGCAAGAGUUAAAUUUUUCCGAGUUCAAGUUAAGCAGUUAAUUGCUAGAUACGCUUUAAUUCGAAGAUGCCCUCUACAUGUUCUUUAAUUAAUUACGUUAAUUUAAAUUCAUCGACAUAUUUUCGGUAAAACAAAGAAAAUAUUGCAACAGGUACUGUAAUGUUUAGAAAGAUGUUUGUACAUAUUUCAAUAUUUUUAUAAAUACAACCAUUUAAUGGUAACUAAACAUUGCAUUUGCUUGUUGCUUUGAUAUAUAUGUGAAUAUAGGUUUUAAUAAAAUUAUGAGUACCAUUUUAAGCCUUAUAACGUUAAGAAAAAUUGUACAGAAGGAUCAUUGUUUAAAUAAAAAUUACUUUUUAUGAUAAA
Messenger RNA from Ceratina calcarata, 5502 nucleotides. RefSeq names its product mutator 2 (gene mu2). The transcript has 7 exons. Lineage: Eukaryota; Metazoa; Arthropoda; Insecta; Hymenoptera; Apidae. Bases 285 to 5177 code for a protein of 1630 amino acids. The record is from RefSeq and is a predicted model, not a curated record. Gene Ontology annotation, molecular function: protein binding.